CUAGACCCUUGCUUUCGCACAUCGGCGGAACUGUGCGAAAAUCCAUGCGGAAAUGGUGCGGAACUCACGAGUAUUGAUUGACUUCAUUCCCGCUCUUCAUGAUUUCAUACAUAUAAUUACGCUUGUUCAUAAGCCAGAACACAGCUCAGCCCUCGGUCAAAGGCACCUGGCUUGCAGUUCCGUUUUUAACUUCCCCCCGCCAGCAUCCAGCCAUGCCGGGCAAGAAGGCUGUCCUCAUCGGUUGUAACUAUCCAGGGACCAACGCGGCCCUGCGUGGAUGCAUCAACGAUGUGUGGGGAAUGAAGGAGAUCCUCAUCACCUACUAUGGCUUUACGGACGCGGACCUGACCAUUCUGAUUGACACGGACAAGAGCUACCUGCAGCCCACUGGGAAGAACAUCAAGGCCAAGAUCACGGAGAUGGUGAGCGCCGCCCAGGACGGGGAUGUGCUGUUCCUGCACUUCAGCGGCCACGGAACCCAGAUCCCCAGCGCAGACGGCGACGAGAAGGACGGCAAGGACGAGGCUAUCUGCCCCACGGACAUGAACUUGAUCUGUGAUGAUGAUCUGCGUGUGCUGCUGAAGCCGCUGGAGACCAAGCCCGGUGUGAAGUUCACCUUCAUCGCCGACUGCUGUCACUCUGGGACCCUUUUGGACCACGAAUCGGUGCAAAUCAGCGGCCCCAAGUCGGGCGCGCCCCCGCCGCCGGCCAUCGACAUGGGCGCGCUGGCAGGCUUCCUGGGUGCCCUGGGACAGCCUGACGGCCGCGACUUGAAGAACCGGGCGCUGCCGUUCAGCGAGCUGUGCGGCAUGCUGAGCCAGCUGCUGGGUGGCGUGCCGGUGGACGCGCGCACGGUGCGCAGCAGCAUGGGCACCAUCUUCGGCGCCGACUCCAGCGCCAAGAUCCAGCAAUUCAUAGGCAUGUACCAGGCGCUGACGGCAGGCACCAAGGGUGCUGCUGCCGGUGGCGCGGGGGGCAUCCUCCAGAUGCUGUGCGCGUGCCUAGCGCCGCCCGCCGACCAGAACGGCCCCUCAGGCACUCCUGCCAACGCCCAGAGCGGCCCGGGCGCCCACUACGCGGCGCCAGCGGCGGCGGGGAACCUGGCUGAGCCCGACUUGAAGGUCAACUACACGCCCGGCGCCAAGCCGCCGGCCAACGAGCAGCUGGGCGCGGACGUGGGCAUUCUCAUCACCGGCUGCCAGAGCAAUGAGACGUCCGCGGACGCCUGCCCCAGCGGCAACCCCGACAAGGCGCACGGCGCGCUGUCCAACGCCAUCCAGACCGUCAUCAAGCAGCAGCAGCAGCAGUCCCCCGGCCAGCCGAUUACGUACAGGAACCUCGUAAUCGCGGUGCGUGAGAUGCUGACCAAGACGGGCUUCGCACAGAACCCCUGCCUGGAGUGCAGCAACAAGAACGCCGACACCCCGUUCAUUGUGUGCUAAGCGAUUGGGCCUGGCGUUGUCAGGAGCCAGAGUGGGGUUUGUAGAUACCAGCCCAAACUAAACCGAACCCAAUGCAAGAGAUGGCUUGAACCUGAGGGUAGGCUUGUGCGCGGGUGGCUAUGAGCAUACGCAUGCAGGGCGAGGAGAUUGCUUGGUGACAGCUGGCGGAUUGGUGAGCUGUGGCGUGGCGGCAGGUACAUGAUGGUGUGGCGUGGUGGUGAUGUAUUCUCUCGAGCCGCUGUACACGUGACGUUUCCGGUGAUUUGAUACGACUGGAACUGUUCACUCUGUUAUGACAAUAAAUUCUAGUAGCUGAUGCCAGCACGAGUAAGCAGACGUAUACAUGGAGAGUUUACUCAAGGUUGCAGUGCCCAUGGACAGUGCGCUGUGACUCGCUCCAAGCGCCUGCCUGUAACUCUUCCCCAUCAUGUGGGUGGUUGUCCGGCACAUGUACACGGCGGCGGGGCCUCAUUGGCACGCUCGGUCUACUCGCUCUUUAU
Messenger RNA from Chlamydomonas reinhardtii, 1942 nucleotides. RefSeq lists its product as uncharacterized. Gene Ontology annotation, biological process: proteolysis. Gene Ontology annotation, molecular function: cysteine-type endopeptidase activity. Bases 300 to 1442 code for a protein of 380 amino acids. Lineage: Eukaryota; Viridiplantae; Chlorophyta; Chlorophyceae; Chlamydomonadales; Chlamydomonadaceae. The transcript has 10 exons. The record is from RefSeq and is a predicted model, not a curated record.